Molecule: messenger RNA, 2880 nt
Organism: Physcomitrium patens
Lineage: Eukaryota; Viridiplantae; Streptophyta; Bryopsida; Funariales; Funariaceae
Biological process (GO): carbohydrate metabolic process
Molecular function (GO): undecaprenyldiphospho-muramoylpentapeptide beta-N-acetylglucosaminyltransferase activity
Source: RefSeq, a predicted model, not a curated record
AGGGGGGUUUGCAUUUUGAGCCUGAGCAUGGCAAUGGCGCUUUUAGGGGUUUAGGGCGCCCGGGAGAAUUUCACCAUUCGUUUAUGAUGUUUCUUUCGACUUGUUUUGAUGGCAGAUUGAUGAUCCGGGUGUCAGUGCAAGAGUAGCCUUCUUUCGUCCAUUUCAGUAAGGAACUGCUUGUUCUGACGUCGAUUUGUAGUGGCACGGACAAUCAAUUCGCCGGGUGGUGUUGGACAUGAUGACGUUGUUGUCGCGGGCAAGUUUUGGUUCGCUCCGAUUUGCUCCAGAACGUGGAGCAGAAUGUAGCUCCCUGUGUGUAUCAUUUCAAGCUCGAAAGCAAGGGGGUAGUGCAAUUUUAAUGUCGUGGCCGUUGGUUUUGAAGCUGCGAUCGAGGGGCGUUUGUGCAUCGGUUGGGAAUGAGAAUAGUGGGGAGACUGUGCGAGCAGGACCUAGGAUUAUGUUUGCUGCGGGUGGUACAGGGGGUCAUGUAUACCCAGCUCUCGCAAUUGCUGACGAAGUGAAGAUGUUGAAUCCAGCAGCUGAAAUUGAGUUUGUGGGUACCAUAGAGCGCAUGGAGUGGGUUGCAGUUCCCAAAGCAGGCUUUCCAAUCUCUCCAAUUCCUGCUGUGGCGAUACGGCGGCCAUUUUGGAGCUUGGCAAAUGUACUCUUACCGUUCCGCUUGCUUCUCUGUUUGUGGAUGUCGUGGAGAAUAGUACGCAAAUUUAGACCGGAUGUGGUGGUUGGAACAGGGGGCUAUGUCGCAGGUCCAUUGUGUCUCAUGGCCGCGCUGGCUGGAACCGCGGUUGCCAUUCAGGAGCAAAAUGCAUAUGCGGGAGUGACCAACCGCAUCCUUGGUAGAGUUGCGAAGGUCAUAUUCAUAGCUUUUGCGGCUGCUACCUCCUACUUCCCAAAGCAGAAAUGUGUCUUUAUCGGAAACCCCACCAGGAGAGUGCUCCAGCAGCGUAUUGAUCGAUUGUCUGCAUUACGUUACUUUUUUGGGGAUCUAAAUGUGGAUGGCCAUGAGGAUCUGGAGGUGGUUGUCGUGAUGGGGGGUUCACUUGGAGCACGUAUUAUCAACGAGACGAUGGCAGAAAUUGCUUCAUCCCUGUUGGAGCAGAAGCGUGGGAGGUACAUUAUCUGGCAGACAGGGACAAUCAAUUACGAUUCUACAAUGAGGAGAGUCGGCAGCCAUCCACGAUUAGCUCUCUUACCAUAUGUAGACGCCAUGGAGAUGAUGUAUGCUGCUGCGGAUAUUGUUGUAGCAAGGGCGGGUGCAAUAACCUGCAGCGAGUUGCUGGUCACAGCUACGCCGGCCAUUCUGAUUCCGGCCACCUCUGUAGCUGAAGAUCAUCAAAUGAAGAAUGCACGGGCCAUGGCUGAGGGUGGUGCUGCUACUAUCCUACCAGAGAGGGAUCUUGUUGCAGAAAGACUUGCGACAGUGAUUCUGAACAUUCUAGGAGACAAUGCAGAACAGAGGAGGAUGCAAAAUGCUGCACUACGUAUGGCAGCACCAGAUGCAGCACAGCAGCUCGCCAAACAUGUGCUCUCCUUGGCAUCAUGAUUUAUUUGGAAGCCAUGCAACGAGUUUGAUUGCUAUAACUGUUGUAGGUUUUUUACUCCAGAGAUCCGUGAAGGCUUUAUGUUAACAAGGCACGCUGUUUAUGGUAUAGCUGGCGGAAAUAUCGACUGAGAGAAGGAAAUGAUGUGCGAGGAGAAUUCGAAGCAUGUUCUUGACGAGGCUGUUGCAGAUGCAUGAUUGAAGUGCCUGCUAUUUGAUACACAUCACAACCACGUUCGUCUCUUUCAGCAAUUGUAUUUGUAAAUGCCAUGAUCAUUUCAUCAAUGUCAGAGCAACCAUAAUUGAAUGUUUCAUGCGGAAUACUAACUUUGGCUUUAGUUCAGGUCUUGGCUAGGGCUUGCAUUUCCAUAUUGAAACGCUCGUGAACGCUUUCCUAUACAAACCAGAUUCGAGCAGGGAUACAUAGGAUAUUGAAACCUUUUUUUUGAGAUCCUGAGUGUGCUGUAAACACUAGUUGCACGAGAGUGAUGAAAAUUGUUUGCUCGGUUUCCUUAUAUCGUUGCAAACAAGAUUCUUACUGUUGGCAUGCACUCUCCAGUAGAUUUUAAGAAUUAAUCUCGACGAAAUGCAAGGAUACGUGUGGUAGUUGCUGCAAAAUCUAUAAAAAGCAAUGUAUUACAUGUUCUUAUAUUUUUUCUUCAACGUUUCUCUCAUAUGUCGGGUCUGAGGUUCGAUGUCGGAACGAUAUGCUGCAGUGAAUCUUCCUCAUUCAGUUAUCACGAACAGAAAUCUUCGAUGUAUACAGGAAGAUGGGAGGUGCCACAUCAUUGCAGUAGAUGCUGCAUUUGGAAAGGUAUCUAGUGAUCUCACGAUGCUGGCUUAUGAAAAGGGGUUGCCAAUGCAAGGUUCACAUAGGAUAUGGAACUUCAGCCCAAAUGAAAAGGCUGCUAAAGUAUGGCCAAUGGACAUCCUUGACCACACAUAGUCAUCCCAAGGACUGAAAUCUCCUUCAUUGAGCAGGCAAUCAAGACUCUCACUACUUCUAAAGAAUUUGUCCUUGAUUCUUGUGAAGCAAUUGUAGUUUUCAAUGUUGAAUAUUUGUGGCAGAGCUCGAGAAGAUGUUUGAAUUGGCAUACUUCAUUUUACCCCAUCAAUCCUGGCAUUGCAAUAGUGGCACUGUGAUUUUGCAGUGGAGCUCUGAGAAUUAAUUGUUGUGACUAUUUAGUGCAAAUCUAUACAAUUAACUGAUUUGGAGGAGUUGAUCAAGGUGAAACAAAAGUAGUAUGUGCUUGCACCUCUUAGUGCAUGCAGUCCAUUUAAAAUACACUACUCUGCAAUAAAUCUUGUUCUACUUGCAGUGA